GUCAUGACGUGAAUAGAAAUCACAUAAGUCACUUUGAGCAACGGGAAACGGAGUCAUGGCUGUUUUGCUGAGGAAAGUGAGGCGCACCAACGCAGCAGCUGCGUCUGUUCUGGAGCGUGCAGAUUUCUGCACAGAUUCUGAGAUCCGGUCUCUGACUCGAGAAGACCUGCAUGAACUGUUCCCUGGACCAGAGAAGCUGAAGCUGAGGAGGACCAUUCUCCGAAUUAUAAAGAAACAUAAACCAAUAAAUGUGCUGCUGAAGGAACUCAGAGGUUGUAUUCCAGAGUAUUCUCUCAGGGAUUCUCUAUCAGGCAGUGGGGUCUUGGUUGACUACCUCCAUACCCUGAAGGAAAUGAAAGCUCAGCUGAACAAUAUGCAUAGUUUCAUUGAAGCACACAUUGAAUUACUGGAGGACAUGAGUAAAGCUCGGCCGCACCAGCAACAGGACCCAGAUCUUUUAUCCAACCCUGACACAAAGUCUCCCAGUCCUCCAAUAGGGCCUCACAUUAUACCAGCAAAUGGACAUUCAUAUGGAGCUCAAGUGAUGUACCAGAUGGUUGUCAGUGGUAAAACUUUUGAUGCCCAUCUUCAGCUGAUGGCCAAGGUCCAAGCUCAGAUGCAGGAGCGGGUUCAGCUCAUUUCAUGCAGUCAGGAGGGCCAGGUCCUCAUAGUAUUCUGCCCUAUCACUUCACGUGCCGGGGCAGAUGUUGAUGGAGCCAUGACUAAUAUAACAGGACAUGAACCUGUUAUUCUGGUCUUGAUGCACCACACACUUGACUUCAAGCACAUGGCAACGAGGAGGACAUGGUCGGAUGACUUAAAUAUCGUGCUGCACGUCAAUAUUUUCUACCAUGAGACAGCGCAUGGAUUGCUGAGGUGUCAAGAAAACUACAAGGCUGUGAUUCAGAUACAGAACAAACUAUUGGAAUACUGUACUCCAGGAAGUAAAUGGGCUGUGACUGGUGAAUAUAAUAACCCUGGCAUUGACAGCUGCUCCCGUUUGGACAGUGGGGGCAGUGAGUUUGGAUUUAGGCUGUUUGGCAGCAGCAGCAGUAGCAGCAGCAGUAGUAGCAACUGUGAUACUAAGAGUAUCUGGGGGCCUGCAGAUUAGAUGUUUAUUUAUAUUUCUUUUUUGUUUUUGUUUUCAGGGAUGUCGGCUUAUAAAUAUAUUAAAGGUAUAUUUCUACAAUAUUAUAUUUUGUUUUUUUUUAGAUGUGAUUAUUUGCAUUUGGUUUCUAUAUUUGUCCUUUUAUAUAUUUACCGGAAAAUAAAG
This is a messenger RNA of Cyprinodon variegatus (sheepshead minnow), 1273 nucleotides long. RefSeq lists its product as uncharacterized. NCBI's taxonomy places the organism in Eukaryota, Metazoa, Chordata, Actinopteri, Cyprinodontiformes, Cyprinodontidae. The coding region runs from base 56 to 1111 and encodes 351 amino acids. The transcript has 8 exons. The record is from RefSeq and is a predicted model, not a curated record.